Closterium sp. NIES-65 is the source of this 2445-nucleotide messenger RNA. The record is from the annotation of a GenBank genome assembly. NCBI's taxonomy places the organism in Eukaryota, Viridiplantae, Streptophyta, Zygnematophyceae, Desmidiales, Closteriaceae.
AUGACCGCACAAGUCGCAUCCAUGUCCGCCGUCGCGUCGCUAGGAGUCACCGUCAAAUCCGCCUCAACUUCCGCGUUAAGCGAAGGCUCUUCUUAUACCGAGGAUGCCGUUUCCACCCCGAUCACCGGCGGCAUUCCCGAGGGCUGGCCGGUGAACGCUCCCACGGAGCUGCCUUCGCAUUUGGCGGCGGAUGCGGCGGCGGCGGAUCCGGUGGUUCGGUUUACGGUGGCGGAGCAAGUAAAGAAAGGCGAGGACUUUCACAUGGCACUCGCUAACUAUCGGUGUUCGACGGGCACAGCGGCACUGCAGCAGCCAGCCAUGCAUCGCAAGAAGGAGGUGCUGGGGUUCAUGUUCGACGGGCACAACGGCACGGCGGCGGCCAUGCACUGCAAGAAGGAGCUGCUGGGGUUCGUAUUCGACGGGCAAAACGGCACAGCCGCCGCCAUGCACUGCAAGAAGGAGCUGCUGGGGUUUGUGUUCGACGGGCACAACGGCACAGCCGCCGCCAUGCACUGCAAGAAGGAGCUGCUGGAGUUCGUGAGCGAGUACCUGCCGGGGGGGGCGUCGUACCGAGAGGACGCGGGGGAGAAGGGCGAGGAGGCCGAGGUCACGAGUCAACUGCGCGACGGGGAAGGCGCGGCUGUGCUGGAAAGUGGCGGCGGAGGCGGGGGAGGGAGGGAUGCGUGGUUGAAGGCACUACCGAUGGCGCUGGCCGAAGGAUUUCUCAAAUGCCACAACACGUUUGCCCUGCGGGGCCAGCCGUCAGGAGCGACAGCAACGCUGGCGAUCGUGUCGGGAUGGACGGUGACAGUGGCAGCAGUGGGGGACCCGCGGUCAGCCGUCAGGAGCAACAACAACAGUGGUGAUCGUGUCGGGAUGCACAGCGACAGUGGCAGCAGUGGAGAAUUUACGUGCUUUACAGACACGCCCCUCCGUCCCCAUCGUCCCACCCUCGUAUUUCCCGUCCUGCCUCCCUCUGUCUUAACACCAGGGGGGCAGCCGGCAGGAGCGACAGCAACGGUGGCGAUAGUGUCUGGAUGGACGGCGACAGUGGCAGCAAUGAGCGGCCAGCCGUCAGGGGCGACAGCAACGGUGGCGAUUGUCUUGGGAUGGACGGUGACAGUGGCAGCAGUGGGGGACUCGCGGGCCAUUCUAGACACCACUGGAGGGGGCGUGACGCCUCUUUCUUUGGACCACCGCUUUGAGGUGUCUGAGGACGAGUGCAACAGAGUGCUCAAAGAGGGUGGCCAACUCGCCAGGCUUCGGACCUUCGAUGGCACGCAGGUGUGUUGUGAGGGUGCUCAGCUGGGUCCUCUCCACAGCUGGCCGGGAGGGCUGAGUGUGUUGCGGUCGAUAGGCGAUGUGGACUGUGGCUGGCCGGGAGGGCUGUGUGUGUCGCGGUCGAUAGGCGAUGUGGACUGUGGAACGUUCAUCACGCCGCUGCCGCAUGUCAAGCAGAUUCAGGUGGGUGAGAGAGGGGUGUGGAGGGGUGUGGAGGGAUGGUUGGGUCCCCCAAGCGGGUGGAAGGGUGGUGAUGGCAUUGGAUGGGCCGUGGGACGCAGUGGACUCAGGCAUAAGUUCAUGUGCGCUCCUCUCUUGCCCCUCUGCCCCUUUCUGUGCCCCUCUGUGCCCCUCUGUCCCACAGGCGGGUGGAAGGGUGGUGAUGGCGUCGGAUGGGCUUUAAGAUGUCGACUCAGACAAGAGCGCAUGUGCGCCCCUCUCUGCCUCUCUGCCUCUCUGCCCCUCUGUGCCCUCCGCACGCCUCCCCCUCCUAUCUUCAGUGGACUCAGACAACUGUGCGUGUGCGCUGUGACCCUCUCUUCCCCUCUCUGCCCCUCACCGCACCCAUUUUUUCACGUGUGCCUUCCUUCCUCCUCUCUUCAGGUCCCCCAGGCGGGAGGCAGGGUGGUGAUGGCGUCUGAUGGGCUGUGGGACGCAGUGGACUCAGACAAGGCCGCCAGGCGAUGCAGAGGGCUGCCCUGCACCGCUGCUGCCCCACUGCUUGUCAAGGUGAGGUUCAGUGCGGUACUGUGCCAUGUUAUGAGGUGCUGCUGGGUGCUGUUUGGUGCUUGGUGCCGUUCAGUGUUCCUCUCUUGGGACGCAGUGGACUCAGACAAGGCCGCCAGGCGAUGCAGAGGGCUGCCCUGCACCGCUGCUGCCCCACUGCUCGUCAAGGAGUCCAUAAAGGCCAAGGGUCUAAGGGACGACAUUACAGUGCUAGUGGAGUCCAUAAAGGCCAAGGGCCUACGGGAUGACAUAACAGUGCUAGUGAUCGACCUGCUCGCCGCCUCUGCUGCCGCUGACCCCUCCGCCUGCCCCGUGCCCAAGGCCCCCAGCUCCAAAUCCUUCUUCUCCAAGUUCAGGCGCAGGAGCUACGCCAGCUAUCUCUCCAAGUCCUCCAAGAAACUAAGCUCUCUACCACCUACCACCCCAACUUUUCAAUAA